Molecule: messenger RNA, 8011 nt
Organism: Trichosurus vulpecula (common brushtail)
Lineage: Eukaryota; Metazoa; Chordata; Mammalia; Diprotodontia; Phalangeridae
Gene: GSK3B
Product: glycogen synthase kinase 3 beta
Exons: 12
Coding region: 1065-2366 (433 amino acids)
Biological process (GO): regulation of microtubule cytoskeleton organization; protein phosphorylation; insulin receptor signaling pathway
Cellular component (GO): nucleus; axon; cytoplasm
Molecular function (GO): beta-catenin binding; protein serine/threonine kinase activity; ATP binding
Source: RefSeq, a predicted model, not a curated record
AUACAGAGCAGCCCCCGACCCUGGUGAAUGCGGGCUGGAGUCGCUGCUGCCCGGACCGAGUGACAAAGGAAGGAAGGAAGGAAACAAGGAGGAGCCGGGGGCCCCCCUAAGCCGCUGUCAGGGCGCCGGGCUUUGGGCAAAGCGCGAACAUUUCCCGAGCGGGCAGCGAGCGGAGCUAGGGGGCGGGAGGGCAGCGACGGUGCCUUGGACGGGGGAGGGGGCCCUCAAGGGACGGAAGCGGUUGCCGGGUUCCCAUGUCCCCGGCGUAUGGGGAGCAGCACAGGAGCCGCUGCUUGGGGUCUGAAGGGAGCUGCCGCCGCCGCCGCCGCCAUGGCCGCUGGAUCCAGCCACCGCCUGCAGCUGCCCCUGGCGCAAUGAGGAGAGGAGCUGCCGCCGCCGCCCCCCGCCGCCUCUGACCGACUCCCCAGAUCCGACGCCUUCGAGCUCUCCGGUCCGGGCCGCGCUGAGCCGCGCCGACCGAGCGCUCCCUCCGCCCGUCGGCCGGAUCCUGCCGCCACCGCCGCCGCCGGAUCCGCAGCAUUUCCAGUCGCAUCACCCAGCCACCCUCCCUGCCUCCCUCCUUCCUUCCCCCUUCCCAUCCCCCUUUCUCUUCAAGCAAGAGACUCGUGAUCCCUCCGCCGCUUCCCUUCUUCAUUGACUCAAAAAAAAAAGAUCCCCGAGGAGGAAAAAAAAAUAAUAUUCAAAGUACUGAAAUUCCAAUCAAGUAAUUUCUCCCCUUCUCUUCCCUUCCCCCUCCGUUUUAACAGAUAUUUUUCAGGUUUUUCUCCCUUCCCCCUCCAAAGGUGAGGGGGAGAAGAAUUGUAUUUUUUCCCCAGCCCCAAAUCAUCUAUAUAGAAAAAUCCAUAACUCAUCCGUCUUGAAAGAGGAUAUAAAUCGAUCGUUUGGUUUUAUAUAGCUACGUAAAAGGAGUGAAAAGCCAAGAAGAAAAAAAAUUUUUUUUGGUGUGUGUGUGUGAGCUUAAUGCUGCAUUUGUCAUUAACUUACACCCCAAAAUAAAACAAAAGGAAGAAAAGGAGGAAGAAGGUGAUCGGGAAAGAGAGAUCAUGUCAGGGCGGCCCAGAACCACCUCCUUUGCAGAGAGCUGCAAACCAGUGCAGCAGCCUUCAGCUUUUGGCAGCAUGAAAGUUAGCAGAGACAAGGAUGGCAGCAAGGUAACAACAGUGGUGGCGACUCCUGGACAAGGUCCAGACAGGCCACAGGAAGUCAGUUAUACAGACACUAAGGUGAUCGGGAAUGGGUCGUUUGGUGUAGUGUAUCAAGCCAAACUUUGUGAUUCAGGAGAACUAGUUGCCAUCAAAAAAGUACUGCAGGACAAGAGAUUUAAGAACAGAGAACUCCAGAUCAUGAGAAAGCUAGAUCACUGUAACAUAGUCCGAUUGCGUUAUUUCUUCUACUCCAGUGGAGAGAAGAAAGAUGAAGUGUAUCUUAAUCUGGUGCUGGACUACGUUCCUGAAACAGUAUACAGAGUUGCCAGACACUAUAGUCGGGCCAAACAAACGCUCCCUUUGAUCUAUGUUAAGUUGUACAUGUAUCAACUGUUUCGAAGUUUAGCCUAUAUCCAUUCCUUUGGAAUCUGUCAUCGGGAUAUUAAACCACAGAACCUCUUGCUUGACCCUGAUACAGCUGUCCUAAAACUUUGUGACUUUGGAAGCGCGAAGCAGCUGGUUCGAGGAGAGCCCAAUGUUUCAUAUAUCUGCUCUCGCUACUAUAGAGCACCAGAGUUGAUCUUUGGAGCAACUGAUUACACCUCUAGCAUAGAUGUAUGGUCUGCAGGAUGUGUAUUGGCUGAGCUGUUACUAGGACAACCAAUCUUUCCAGGGGACAGUGGUGUGGAUCAGUUGGUGGAAAUAAUCAAGGUCCUGGGAACGCCAACGCGAGAGCAGAUUCGAGAAAUGAAUCCAAACUACACUGAAUUCAAAUUUCCUCAGAUUAAGGCACAUCCUUGGACUAAGGACUCGUCAGGAACAGGACAUUUCACCUCAGGAGUGCGGGUCUUCCGACCCCGAACUCCACCUGAGGCAAUUGCAUUAUGUAGCCGUCUGCUGGAGUAUACCCCGACUGCCCGACUGACACCUCUGGAAGCUUGUGCACAUUCAUUUUUUGAUGAAUUACGGGACCCAAAUGUCAAAUUACCAAAUGGGCGAGAUACACCUGCACUCUUCAAUUUCACCACUCAAGAACUGUCAAGUAAUCCACCUCUGGCUACAAUCCUUAUCCCUCCUCAUGCUCGGAUUCAAGCAGCUGCUUCAACCCCUACAAAUGCUACAGCAGCUUCAGAUGCUAAUGCAGGAGACCGAGGACAGACCAAUAACGCAGCCUCAGCUUCAGCCUCCAACUCCACCUGAACCAGCACCAGGCAGCCAGCUGUGCAGGAAAACUCGCCGGCCACUUGGGUUUCACUCAGCAACACUGGUCACGUUGGGAAAGAAAAUUAAAGAGAAAAACACCUUGUUCAUUUUAGUGUUCAGUUUUUUAAUCAUUGUUGUCCUUACUUAACCUUGUAAAAUAUCUAUAAAUACAAACCAGUUUCAUUGUAUGCUCACUUAAAAGGACUUCCAGGGGCUCGGGAGGGGUCGUGGGGAGGGGACAAGCGGAGCUAUAGAACGUGAAGUGACUCCCGCGACAAUCUUUUUUAUGGAAAGUCUGCUGUUACGUACUCUAAAAGCAGGACUCUUGCCUCGUGCCCCCUUCCACAAAAGAAGAACACUGUUCUGUGCUGAAGUUUGGGGAACUUUCUUUUCUUUUUUUUUUUUUCCAGUCAAAGUGUCAGACAUUGGUAUAGUGCACAGCUUGAAUUUGGUUGGGAGCUUAGCAGAUGUAAUUCAUUGGGGGCUUCAGUGUUGCUUGUAAUAUUAAUCCAUAUCCUAGGGUAUUUGAAGAAUUGCCUUUGGCAUGUUGGGGUGGGUGUGGCAGAUACAAUAUGAAAUGUGUCACAUCCAUCACCAAGGGAGGCAAUUGAGUUUCAAGUUUGGAGCUACACGCGGAACGUUUUCAGGGGGGUUGCUUAUUUUUUUUAAUUUUGCUCUUACAUCAGGGUGAGAGAAACCUACAGUGUCACACAUGAUAGAGAGUUGUCAGAUGAGGAGAAGCAAGCCAGAGCCUGGCUCUGUCAGCUGUACAAGAGGAUGCUUGUUUGGCCGACUGAAGGCUCUCUGCCAGAUCUCAGCCUAGCUUUCAAGUAGUGACCUAGAAAGGCUAAGAGGAAAAAAAAAUAGGUGAGCAGCUCUGGUCUGCAAAGAGAAAAGCUGGCGAUGAACUGUGUCCUAUGGGAAGGGGACAGCUUAGGGGCUCUUUGGCAAAUGGCCGCUGUGAAUAUAUUUUUCCAGGUUUUGCUCUAAAAUUGCUUCCCUUGCAAAGAUACACCAUGAGAGGACACUAUAGUUUAUAAUGUGAACUGUAACAGUCUACUGGUUUAUUUUUCGUAAUUUUUUAUUGAAAGUUGAGCUUGCAAAUUGCCACAUUCUAUACAUAGUUCUAAUUUUAAAUCCAAAUCUAGAAUCUAUAUUUAAUUUCAUUCUUUUUUAACCUCAUGCUUUUUUAAUUUUAUUUAUUGAUGCAUGUCAGAUACGCCAUUAUGAUAUUAAAAUGGUAAAAAUAUUAAUAAACUAGGCAUCAAAAUUAUAUAAAAAGUACUUGUACCUGCUGACUUAUAGGAAAGCUGAUUAUAUAAAUGUGUGUGUAUAUAUAUUAUAUAUAUACAUGUAUACAUAUAUUCAAUACUGCUUUUUUAUUUUUUGUCUACAAUAUCAAAAUUGUCUGAUUGAAGCAUGAGAAGAAUGCUUUUUUUUUCCAGUUAAUUAUCUUGUUCUGUUUUCUUUCUGUAUCAGUGAAUGAUGUCAGAAUCAAAGUCUCUGUUUUUGAAGUAAAAGCAAUAUUCCUUGGAAAGCCAGGAGGGUGGAUGGAUUAUAUUUGCAAUGUAGAAAUAGUCUUUUCAGAACUGGUCUGUUUUAUACUUGUGAGUUUGGUGUCCAUGUGGGCCUUAUAUACUCACUAAAAUGAACCUUAGUCACCUUGGUGCUUAUGGGCCAUUACUUGACCUGUGACUCUUUAAGGCACAAUCAGUUGUAUUUUACAUUUAAAGAUCCUUUUAAGUGAUGGCCCCUUCCCUCCUGCCUACCCUUCCUCAAACACCUUCCAAGGAUAAACUAGCAACAGCAGAGCUGGCUGGGAGGCAAAAAGGGCGGAGGCUUGUCUCUCUCUGAGCGUUCAACUUGCCCUCACCCUCCUCAUUUUUACAGGAAGUCAUGUAGGCAUUUGAAUGUCUCACCUUCCAACCCAUUUGGAAGAUCAGUCUCUUAGUAGUCCUGAAAAUGGGCACUGACAUCUCCACUGCCCUGCUGUUUGACAAAAAGGGUGUCUGAGAGAUGGUUGCCUCCUGCUGAGAUGAACUGAUACCCAGAAAGAAAACUAUGAGACAUCUUAGUUUUCACUCAUUCAGCAACACUCUUUGGGGUGUUUGAAAGUUCUGGGUAUAGCAUAGUAGAGGAAAGAAAAAAACACACACAGCCCAAAAAAAAAAAAGCCCUCACAAAUAUUCUUAGUUUGAUUAACUAUUAUAAUUAGAAUCUGAAAGAAGUCUAAAUUCAUGAAACUUGCCCGCAAAAUCCUGUAAAGGGGAAUAAGGCUUUGAUUAUAAGUUUUCCAAAAGAAUUUAUAGAAGAUUUAAAAGGCAGGUUAAUAACUAAUAAUGGAUAUACUUUAAGACAAUACCCAGCCACAGAUUUGGAGACAGACAUUACUCUGGACUUGGGUAGUAUUUUCCAAAGUCCAUAAAAUCACUGCUUAUAUCAGGAAACAUUUUGUGUCUUUUUUUUCCUGAGGAUGGAAGGAGGAGGAGGAGAAGGAAGAAAAAGAAGAGGGAAAUGUAAGCGCUUUUCUCUCCUUUUUAUUUUGUUUUGUGUGUGUGAGGGCUGAGGUCCGAUGAUUUUACUUUCUCAAGGAUCAUGACAGGAUCACAGAACUCUUUUAUACAAGCGAGAUCCAGGUCUCUGAAUAUCUUUUUGUAAAUAAUAAUAAUAAUAAAAAGCUCCUCACCAAAUUCAAGCUUGUACAUUAGAUUUUCUUUUGAUGUUUUUAAAUUUAAGUUUUAUUGUUUUGUAUGUAAAUAUGUGGACCCAGGAACUGUUAUUAAUGAGCAAAAAGUUACUGUUCAGGGCAGCGAUUCUGUUUAAUAAUCAGACAAAAUGUAGACGAGCUUUUUAAAGCCAUAUAGUUUUAACUCUGUACAGUAGGUACCGGCCUGUAUUAUUGUAACAAUAACUCUAGCAAUGUAUAGUGUAUCUAUAUAGUUUGGAGUGCCUUCGCUUCCAUGGUUCGUUUUUGGUUUUGUUUUUUGUUUUGUUUUAUAAUUUUGUUUCCCUUUUCUGUGUCCCCAUUCCCUCUUUUAACUGAUGUCUCACAAAGCAGCAUUUAGCCCUUCCCACAGCUGUUACGAGUGCUGUUAAGGUUUCAGUGAUACCAUGCUUAGUAGUGGAAAGAGAGGAAACCACGUUCUAACUCAUUUUACUCACGCCCCGACUUUGUUUUGGUUCUGAAUGUUGGUUUCCUCCCCAGUAGCAGUGACCGGUUUCAUUAUUUUGCCCAUCACCCACCCAGCACCAACUUGCCCUAAAGCUGGGGCAGGGAUCAGCUAGGUUAGAUUUUUGCUCGUCUUUCCCCAAGCCCUACGUCCAGGGGUCUUGUGAACAGCAGAUUCUGGGAGCCUUCCUUUGGGUUCAUUUUCUCCCUCUCUUUGCCUUCCUUCCUUCCUUCUCCCCAUCCCCUCCCCCCGAGAGAGAGAAUUUGAUUUUAUGAGUCAAAAAUAUCAUCAUAGGACCACAGCUUGAGAAAAAAUGGUUCAGAAUAUCACAUCCUAAUUACUGGUGGCUACAAUAUGUAGGACCAUUUCAGUUAAAAUACUGUUGUUUUAACAAGAACUCUUAGCUCGCUCCCUUCUUCUUGCCACUCUCACCCCUUCCAAUAAAAUGUCAUUUAUAAAUUCUUAAUUAAAAUCAGUUUAAUUUUUAUUAUGCGCCCAACACAAAGGCUUUUUUUAAAACAAGGAAAAAAUCACAGCCAUUUAUGUUUUGCCUCCAAGUAUUCUACAUAUGAUGUCUUGAAGAGAAGAAAAAAAAUCUUUACCAAACCAAAGGUUGCUAUUUUUGACACAUCUUGUUGUUCAUUCCAGCAAGGCAAAAGACGGCACCUUUUUUUUUCUAGUGACGUGACAGUGAUGUAAUUUUUUUGUUCUGUUAACAGUCCACUCGAUUUUUUAAAAAUAUUUUUGGUUUGUUUUUAGCAAAGUAUGGCUGACCAGUCAUUUUGUCUGCACUAAUGCAAAGGUUUCUGGGAGAACUAUAUUCUCUGACCCUGUGGAUAUCAAGACACUGGUAUUAUUAUGUUUAAAAUUUCUUGCCAUUUCCCUUUGAAAAGUCUAACUUUGGACAUUCUAAAAAAUAACAAAACAAAAACAAAGUUUGGCCAAUGCUAGAUCCCCAGUAGUUAACAUUCGUUUUAAGAAAACAAUUGCAUCGGGUUCCUACAGUUCACGAUUAGCAAAAUUCUAAAUCUUGAUGGAGCCAAACUUUUUUCCCCCCUACAAAAAAAACUAAGCAUCCUUUACCAGUAUUUUAGUCUUUUCUGGUAGAAACCUGAGCCAUUGAAGGUAAAACAGACAACUUAGAAGCACAGACAAGUAACCAGACCAGGGCCUGCCUUUCUGAAGUUUUGAAAAGUAAUCCCUGGGGUUUAGAUUAUUUUCACAGGGGUCAUGCCCGAUUUUAUUCAAGUUUGUCGCACCAUUUUGCACCUCUGCAAUAAAAGCAAAAUGACAAACCAUGCAUAAGGGGUUAGCUUGAGAAGUAGCUUCCUUGUGUUAAUUCAUUCUAAACUUUUUUAUAUAUCUGUCUACAGGGAGAUGCAGAUAGAUGUAUGAAAAUGUGCUUGCCUGUAAAAUUUGCAUUUAUAAAUGUGUUGCCGAUGGAUCACUUGGGCCUGUACACACACCGAUUAGCGUGACCACUUCCAUAUUAGAAACAGAAAUCUAAAUAUAUAUAAAUAUAUAUAUAUAUAAAGGACUGUGGGUUGUAUACAAACUAUUGCAAACACUUGUGCAAAUCUGUCUUGAUUUAAAGGAAAAGCAAAACCUGUAUAACAUUAUUACUACUUGAAUGCCUCUGUGACUGAAUUUUUUUUUCAUUUAAAUAUAUACUUUUUUGUGGACAGUAUGCUUAAUGUUUUUUUUUUUCCUUCCCCCAUUCCCUUGUAAAUACAUUUCGUUCUGUGUGACUCAGUUUGGAAAUAGUUAACUGGUACUGUAAUUUGCAUUAAAUAAAAAGUAGGUUAGCCUGGAAAUGAAAUUCAAAUUCGGAAGUGUGUGGUCUUUAUUUCAGUUCCCAGCCCUCUUUCUUUGUCCUCUCUAAUUUGCCACUGCUCUGUUGACUGCCGUUACUUUCCCCUUUCCCUAAAUUAAUGAAAUAUGAAUCUUUGUUACAAAAAUCAAGAUGUAGAUGUGUUUUCUCUCUUUUCCCCUCCAAAUAAACUGUUAUUCCAUUGCCUUGUCCAAGGGGUACAGCUUAUAUUUAGUAUGUUAUUGGAUUUGAUGAAAAGGGGAUUUCAGCAAACUACUUUUGAAAAGAAAGGAAAUGUCCAGUUCAAGGGACAAACUACCAAUUGUAUACUGCCGGCUUUGAACACUGUGCUCUUGGUUUGGGGUAACUGUUUUUUGCUUUUUUUUAAAGCUUCAUCCCAUUGAUGUUACUGGGUGGUGAUUUGUAAGACUAUAUGAACACCAUUUCCAGUGAGGCUGUACUUCCCAAUAAAUCAACACAUGCUGUGUUUGAGUCUGGUGAUUUCCAAUCCUGGAUGCUGUAUGUAAACACAAUAUGUCUAUUAGUGCAAAGAAAUACAUCGUUUUCAGGGCUGGCUCCCGUGGCCAAUUCUGUGACCAUCCUAAAAUCUAGAUGCAAGGUCAUGUGACUUCACUGCUUCAAUAAAACAAAUUUAUAUUGGA